Molecule: messenger RNA, 487 nt
Organism: Pseudomassariella vexata
Lineage: Eukaryota; Fungi; Ascomycota; Sordariomycetes; Amphisphaeriales; Pseudomassariaceae
Exons: 2
Source: RefSeq, a predicted model, not a curated record
GACUGCUGAUACUAAGAGGACCACCGCUGUGGACGAGGCUACCGUCGAUAAGAGGACUACCGCCACGGACGAGGCUACCGUCGAUGAGAGGACUACCGCUGUGAACAAGACUACUGAUACUAAGAGGACCACCGCCGCGGACGAGGCUACCGUCGAUAAGAGGACUACCGCUGCUAAGAGGAUUGAUACGAGCAGUCAGACAGUCCUACUAUUCGGUCUGGAAGUGGACGACACUUCUCGGAGGAGCUUGUCAAGGAAGAAGAUUCGGAAGCUACUAAAGAGGACGAGGAAGAUACCGGACAGCCAGGCAGAAUCGAGAGAGGCGGACUUUGAGGACCUUGUUACUCCUUCCUGCGACUUUGACUGGCAGGAAGAUAAGUGGAAAAAGAAGAUAGGACCAACACGAGGUAGAUCCCUUCAUUCCAACGUCGCCGUUAUGGCUGGCGGAAAUGGCAGUUGUGAGAAAUGUGACAGCAUCAGACGAUGA